UAUUUUGUAUUUUGUGACAUAAAAAUGUAAUAGACCGAACCCUUAAGUCUAAAGUAGUGGUUCAUUAGCAUAAUUUUUCUUGAUCUACAGUGACGCUGUGUUCGGGGGAGUUCACGCAGUAAUCUGCACAGGACUUCUUGAGUGAGUCUGACUUGAAAACAGGCUUUGCUGCAUUUAAUAUUCAAACGGAACAUACCCAUUUCUUUAGCAUUAGAUAAGUGCUGUCCUGAGAGCUGACAGCGCGUAUCUCCCUGACCAGGCGCCCCACAUUAUCUUAAAGCUGGCGAUCCAAAUCGAGAAAAAAAAAAAAAAAACAUUUCUUCGGUUUCUUUAGUAGCUGUGCUACCAUCUUGCCUUCCUUUUUUUGUCGAGGACUUCAGCAAGAGCACGCAUUGUCGGUUGCAACCCUCAGCAAAAGUUUUCAGGAUCUCCUGGUUUAUCGAUUUUGUUGCUGAAUGAAAAAAUAUUACGUUGUGUUCUGCAUUUGUCGUCAGAGGCUAAGGUCUCCCCGAAGAGGCCAUUGGAGGAAAGGUGUCACGUGACAGAGUGGUGCCAAUGUUAUUCUAUAAGGGUGUCAAGACCCUGUCAGUUUGUGAAAUAAAUAUUGGGAAACAACGAGAUGCAAAAGGCCACUUACUACGACAGCUCUGCAAUAUAUAGUGGCUACCCUUAUCAAGGAGCUAAUGGUUUCAGUUAUAAUGCCAAUCAGCAGCAAUAUCCCACCGCAUCUCAUGUGGAAAGUGGCUACCAUCGACCCGCUUGCUCUCUGCAGUCACCUGCCACUCCCAUUCCCCAUCAUAAACCCAAUGAUAUCACAGAAAUCUGCAUGCGGACCAGUGGUAACCAGGCCAGCCAACCAACGAUUAUUCCAGAAAAACAGCAACAGCAGCAGCAACCUGCACCCCAAGCUGCUCCACCGCCCCCACCCCCUUCUGCCUCACCACCCCAGAACACCAGCAACAGCACAAGCAAGAACCCCACGCAUACUUCACCGAAUGCUGCCACAAACAAACACAUUUUCCCUUGGAUGAAGGACAGCCGUCACAAUUCGAAGCAGAAAAACAGUAGUUCCAGUUCAGCUGAAAGUUGUGCUGGUGAUAAAAGUCCCCCUGGUUCGGCUGCUUCAAAGAGAGCCCGUACUGCAUACACAAGCGCACAGCUGGUGGAGCUGGAAAAAGAGUUUCACUUUAACCGCUACCUUUGCAGGCCAAGGAGAGUCGAAAUGGCCAACUUGCUAAACCUCACAGAAAGACAAAUCAAAAUCUGGUUUCAGAACCGCAGGAUGAAGUACAAAAAGGAUCAGAAGGGGAAGGGGAUGAUGCCGUCCCCUGGGGGCCAGUCCCCUGGGAGUCCUGUGCACCAGUCUUCCACGGGAGGAUAUCUCAACUCUAUGCAUUCGCUAGUAAACAGUGUACCAUAUGAACCACAGUCGCCAACGGCUUACAGCAAACCUCAUCUCAAUGCAUAUGCUCUCUCCACAUCAUAUCCACCGCCUCUGAAUAGCUCUCUUAAUAGUUGCCAGCCUCCACAGAAGAGGUACACUGGGGCAAACACUGUUACGCCUGAAUAUGACACGCACCCUCUUCAAGGCAAUGGUGGCUAUGGGACUCCUCAUUUGCAGGGAAGCCCAGUAUAUGUUGGAGGCAAUUAUAUUGAUGCCAUGGCUAAUUCUGGACCUUCCAUUUUUGGUUUGACACACCUCCCUCACCCAUCUGGCAACAUGGACUACAAUGGCACUGGCACCGUACCUAGCAACCAUCACCAUGGACCUUGUGACCCUCACCCAACAUAUACCGAUCUCUCUUCUCAUCAUUCGUCUCAGGGAAGGAUUCAGGAAGCGCCCAAAUUGAUGCAUCUGUAAUGGGCCAGUUAGCUGUGGGGAGAUAUCCUCUCAUCUUAUUCAUUACCUUACCUCUGAACCCUCACUGUUUUUAUUAACUAGCCUAUCUACAUUUAUAGUUUAUGUGUGGAUGCAGCAGCAAUACUUUCUUGCUUGACUUUCUCUAUAGCUUUGUUCGUGUUAACAAUUUCCUUGUUUAUUUUCUAUGCUUUUAUCAAAACAGGGUAUUUGAACACAUUUUUCUAAAAUGUAUAAAUGUAAAUUUGUUAUUGCUUUAUUGAUCCAAUUGGAAGAAUAAUUCUGUUGCACUUCCUGAGUUUUAAAAACUGGCUAUAGGACGCAUGAACAGGGGUUCAAUAUCAGCAGGGGAAGCAAGCCUUCCAGAGUGUGUAUUCCAAUGGAGAUUCACAUUUAUUUAUUUGUUCUUCAGAAAUAGACUAUCCAAAAUGUAUUAUUUACCCCCAUUCUGCUCAUAUUUAUAAAGAAAUGGUACAAUUCAUAUUCUAGUUAGCCUCUUUGGCCUUGUUCUGAACACAUGAUGAAUAUAAGACACCAUUCCCCAAAUACAUGUCAAAGAGAAACGUUUUAGUGGUGUUUGAACAAUGACAAUGCAAUAAGAUCAAAGACAAUAAACAAUUCAGAAAUAAUAACCAGUAAAAUGUUUGAUAUGGAACAUUCAAAUUUCUUUUUCAUUGUCAUACAUUCCAUGCUAUGGAAAUAAAUCUGACAAAUAAAUGA
Polyodon spathula (Mississippi paddlefish) is the source of this 2578-nucleotide messenger RNA. Its product is annotated as homeobox protein Hox-A3-like. The record is from RefSeq and is a predicted model, not a curated record. Gene Ontology annotation, molecular function: DNA-binding transcription factor activity, RNA polymerase II-specific; RNA polymerase II cis-regulatory region sequence-specific DNA binding. NCBI's taxonomy places the organism in Eukaryota, Metazoa, Chordata, Actinopteri, Acipenseriformes, Polyodontidae. Gene Ontology annotation, biological process: regulation of transcription by RNA polymerase II. Bases 620 to 1861 code for a protein of 413 amino acids. The transcript has 3 exons. Gene Ontology annotation, cellular component: nucleus.